GAGGCGCGUGCGCGCUCGUGCGCGGGGCUCGGCGGGCUCUACUGAACGUGCCGGCUGCGGCCGCGGUCGUUUUUAUACCUUCCCGCGCGGACGCCGGCGCUGCCAACGGAAGGGCGGGCGGGGCGGCGCGCGAUCAGCCCGCAGGCUCCGCUGCCAUGAAGGUGAAGAUUAAGUGCUGGAACGGCGUGGCCACUUGGCUCUGGGUGGCCAACGAUGAGAACUGCGGCAUCUGCAGGAUGGCAUUUAACGGCUGCUGUCCCGACUGUAAGGUGCCUGGUGACGACUGCCCGCUGGUGUGGGGCCAGUGCUCACACUGCUUCCACAUGCACUGCAUCCUCAAGUGGCUGCACGCGCAGCAGGCCCAGCAGCACUGCCCCAUGUGCCGCCAGGAGUGGAAGUUCAAGGAGUGAGGGCCCCUGCCCCUGCGCCACACCUGGGCUUGGCCCCGCACCCCAUGUGGCGUCCUGAGACCGGGUCUUCCUGAUGGGCCCCUGGGGGACCUGUGACUAGGUUGGAAAAAGGACUGGAGCUGCAUCUGUUUUUCCAUCACGUUGAUACUUUUAUCCAAUAAGUAAAACUCAUUAAACUACUGGAACCUUG
Molecule: messenger RNA, 600 nt
Organism: Lemur catta (Ring-tailed lemur)
Lineage: Eukaryota; Metazoa; Chordata; Mammalia; Primates; Lemuridae
Gene: ANAPC11
Product: anaphase promoting complex subunit 11
Exons: 3
Coding region: 156-410 (84 amino acids)
Biological process (GO): protein ubiquitination; positive regulation of mitotic metaphase/anaphase transition; anaphase-promoting complex-dependent catabolic process
Cellular component (GO): nucleus; anaphase-promoting complex
Molecular function (GO): zinc ion binding; ubiquitin protein ligase activity; cullin family protein binding
Source: RefSeq, a predicted model, not a curated record